This is a messenger RNA of Asparagus officinalis (garden asparagus), 702 nucleotides long. RefSeq names its product probable pectinesterase/pectinesterase inhibitor 12. The record is from RefSeq and is a predicted model, not a curated record. Gene Ontology annotation, molecular function: pectinesterase inhibitor activity; pectinesterase activity. The transcript has 3 exons. The coding region runs from base 1 to 702 and encodes 233 amino acids. Gene Ontology annotation, biological process: cell wall modification. Lineage: Eukaryota; Viridiplantae; Streptophyta; Magnoliopsida; Asparagales; Asparagaceae.
AUGGUGAUGAUGAGCUCAGUUCAAGGUUUCAUAUUGGUCAUGACUUUGAUCUUCAUCGUCAAUGCCACCUCGACAACCGUGAUAGUGCAAUUGGCAGAUGGAGGGGUGCACGAUGAUCAAUCGACACUGACUUUGGUCGUUGCUCCAGAUGGGAGCUGCACUUUCAUUAGGGUAGGGGAUGCAAUAGCCUUCGCGCUAAACAACAGCGAUGGUCGAACGAUCAUCCAAAUAAGAGCAGGUAUAUAUGAUGAUUACAUCGAGGUUCCAAACUACAAAACAAAUAUAACAUUGUAUGGGGAAGAAAGCAGCGUCACGAUAAUAAGAGGAAACAGGAAUGUCAACGAUGCCAUCUCGGGCCAAGGCUUUAUAGCCCAAGACAUCUGUUUCAAGAACACAUCAGGUGCAUCCAAGGGCCAGGCGGUAGCGCUGCGCGUCGAUGUCGGUUUCGUCGCAUUCUACCGUUGUGCCAUUGAUGAAUAUCAAUACACUUUGUUUGCACGUCGUGGUCAACAGUCCUAUCGAGAGUGCAACAUCUUAUGCACCGUAGACUUUAUCUUCGGUGAUGCCUACGCCUUCUUCCAAAACUGCAUGAUCUGUGCCAAAUUGCCAAUGCAAGGGCAAGACAAUGCCAUCACAGCCCAAGGCCGUGAAAGUGAAAGCGAGGCUACAUGCUUUUCGAUGCAAAACUGUUCCAUCCUGUAG